This is a messenger RNA of Ahaetulla prasina, 1687 nucleotides long. RefSeq names its product tetratricopeptide repeat domain 32 (gene TTC32). The coding region runs from base 637 to 1020 and encodes 127 amino acids. The transcript is spliced from 3 exons. NCBI's taxonomy places the organism in Eukaryota, Metazoa, Chordata, Lepidosauria, Squamata, Colubridae. The record is from RefSeq and is a predicted model, not a curated record. Gene Ontology annotation, molecular function: protein binding.
ACCACUGUCCCUCAGGUUGCAUUCCCUCCAUGGCAGGAAUGAAAUCCAGCAGGUUCUGACAGGUUCCGGAGAACCGGUAGCGGAAAUUUUGUGUAGUUCAGAGACCUGGCAAACACUACCUCUGGCUGGCCCCGGAGUGGGGUGGGAAUGGAGAUUUUGCAAUAUCCUUCCCCAAGGAGUGGGAAGGGAAUGGGGAUUUUGCAGUAUUCUUCCCCUGGAGUGGGGUGGGAAUGGAGAUUUUGCAGUAUCCUUCCCCUGCCAUGCCCACCAAGCUACGCCCACCAAGCCACACCACGGCCACCAAGCCAUACCCACAGAACCAGUAGUAAAAAAAAUUGGAUUUCACCACUGCUCCAUGGCCUUCUGGUUGGCUGAGAAAUUGUAGAAGGCUUAGUUUAUGAGUGUAGGCUAGCCCAAACAAAGAGUCCUAUGGUAGGAUCUUCUCAGAGUAACAAAAUGUAUUUUCUUUCUUGAGUGUUAACUUUAAUAGCACUAGCCAUAGCACUUAAACUUCUAUAACCCUUCAUAGCGCUUUACAGCCUAAGCAGUUUACAGAGUCAGCCUAUUGCCCCCAACAAUCUGGCUCCUCAUUUUACCAACCUGGGAAGGAUGGAAGGUUGAAUCAACCUUGAACCAAUGAGAAUCGAACUGCUGGCAGUCAGCAGAAUUAGCCUGCAACGUUGCAUUCUAAUCACUGCGCUAUCACUUUCAUUCAAAACUUUUUGCAAACAUCUUUGCCAUGAUCUGGCAACAGCACUUAACAACAGAGGACAAGUUAAAUACUUCAGAGUUGAAUUCUAUGAAGCUAUGGAUGAUUAUACGUCAGCUAUACAAGCACAGCCAGAUUUUGAAAUCCCUUAUUACAACAGAGGAUUAAUAUUAUAUAGGCUAGGAUUCUUUGAUGAAGCCUUGAAGGAUUUCAGGAAGGUGUUAGAACUAAAUCCUAAAUUUGAAGAUGCUUCUUUGAGUUUAAGGCAAACUCUCCUUGACAAAGAAAACAAGUUAAGAAGAGGUUAUUGAAGUCCGGUGUGUAGAAGAAAUAGGUUUUGAGAUUGGAAUAUUUGGUAAAGAUGUAAAUUUCCUAGGGUGGUGGUGGUUAAGGGUGUUACUUCUCAGUUUUGAAUAGAUCAAUUUCCAUGCAAAGUAAUCCUUAAGGUAUCAAACACUUGGCAUGACUAUUUACAGCACUUUAAUUACAUGCAGAUUUAUUUUAUUCUGUAAAGUAGUUUGGCCCUAUCAAAUUUCCUUGAUAAUCAGCUACUUCCUCAUUAGAAUAAUAUUACACUGCAUUAAUAAGCAAUAUCAAAGAUAUGAAUUAGUGCAGAACUUCUACAUGUGAACAUUGGUGAUUCCCCAUAAUGCCUAGUAAUAUUGAUUGGUUUCAAAAAUAUAUUAUUUUAAUAAGCAAUUAGAUUUGUUACACAAUAUAUGAAGCUUUGGUUAUUUCUGCUCUCAAAUUACGGAUUGGUGCUCUUAUUGUAUUCUCAUUGCUGAAAUUAGGCUGAGAGAGGAUGGAUUAUGUAAUAUGUGCACACCCAACUCUAAAUGUGAGGUCUUAUAUCUAGUGCAAUGAAAUAUAUUUAUUUGUGUAAUCCCAAUACUUCAAUUAAAAAUUAAACUCUUUUUUUAAAAAAUGUAUUCUUGAAAAACCUUGUAGUAGCACAUUUUAAAUCUCAAAUAUGACCGA